CACGCCUAUAACGCCAAAACCACCCAGCGAGAGAUUUUUCAGAUUUGCAGAGUCUCUCUCUCUAUACAUUUAUUGUGUUUUUAGGGUUUUUGUUUGUUUUCUUUUUGGGGGGGUUUUUAGAGGGGCGAAGAAGAUGAGUGGAGAGAGACUGACAGGGAAGGUCAAGUGGUUCCAUGACCAGAAGGGGUUUGGAUUCAUAACUCCCGACAAUGGUGGUGAAGAUCUCUUUGUUCACCAGUCCUCCAUCCGGUCCGAGGGAUUUCGUAGCCUCGGCGAGAACGAGGAGGUCGAGUUUCAGAUCGAUCACUCUGAUGACGGCCGUACGAAGGCCGUAGAGGUCACCGGUCCCGGCGGCAACCCUGUUCAGGGAUCUCGUGGCGGUGGCGGUGGAGGCGGAGGCGGUGGACGAAGUGGUCGUGGAGGAAGCGGCGGAGGCGGCGGCUAUGGAGGAGGCGGGUAUGGUGGAGGUGGAUACGGAGGCGGCGGCGGUUAUGGAGGUGGCGGUUAUGGUGGCGGUGGUGGUAGUAGAGGAAGGUCCGGUGGUGGUUAUGGAUCUUCUGGCGGUGGCGAUGGUGGCUGUUUUUCUUGUGGUGAAAUGGGUCAUAUGGCUAGAGAUUGUCCACAGGGCGGUGGCGGAGGUGGAGGUGGAGGCAGGUAUAGUGGGGGCGGCGGCGGCGGCGGAGGAGGAAACUGUUACAACUGUGGAGGAUCUGGUCAUUUUGCUAGGGAGUGCCCAAACAGCGGUCGCUAAGCUAGGGCAACGAGUCGAACAUGUAAAAUGGUUUGACAACAUUUUGCAUUGUUCCAUCUUUCCUGGGUGUUUGGGUACUGGUUUAGGGUAUCUGUUUGGCAAAUAGGUUAUGUUGGUUAUCUACUAUGUUGGUUAUUUUAAAGUUUCAGCGUUUUAAGGAUUUGGUGAUUGUGAUGUCAUGUUUUUGUUUGGGUUUAAUGUUAGUAUGAUUAGGGUUAUGAAAUCUGGUCUUGAAUUAGAGUGGCAGGCAGUAGAGAGAAAAUUGGGAAUUAAUGGUGAAAAAAAAAUUACAUGUUGUAAUUGUAGAACUCUCACUGUUUAUGGAAGAUGUGUAUACACAAUUAUUAUAUAAUUAAAUAUACAUGCUGCUGGUUUGGUUGGGUCCA
Molecule: messenger RNA, 1137 nt
Organism: Jatropha curcas
Lineage: Eukaryota; Viridiplantae; Streptophyta; Magnoliopsida; Malpighiales; Euphorbiaceae
Gene: GRP2B
Product: glycine-rich protein 2B
Molecular function (GO): nucleic acid binding; zinc ion binding
Source: RefSeq, a predicted model, not a curated record